Molecule: messenger RNA, 998 nt
Organism: Odocoileus virginianus texanus
Lineage: Eukaryota; Metazoa; Chordata; Mammalia; Artiodactyla; Cervidae
Source: RefSeq, a predicted model, not a curated record
AUGGAAUUCUGGCGAGCGGUGGGAACUGGGACGGCGAAUAAGACGUUCCGCCUACCUGGGAUGGUGUGUUCGCCAAGCACCCAGCCAUCUGAGCUGCUCGGGCCUGGGAAGGGCACCAAACACACAACCCAGCCAAGUCUGUGGCCUUGUGGAGCGCCCGAGAGCCCGCGGCUUAGACCUGGGAAGUGCGGGAAAAUGCGGGGCCCACUUGGGACAGUGCUCUUGCAGAGCACCCUGGAGACCGAGCAGUGCCAGAAUAUCAUCGUUAUAGUAGCUGGAGCAAAUUUACUUUUGAAUACAGAAGACCUGAGGGAAGCAGCCAGUGCCAUUAGCAGAGCCAAAGUAAUGAUCUGCCAGCUAGAAGUAACUCCUGCAACUUCUUUGGAAGCCCUGAGAAUAGCCCACAGCAAUGGAGUGAAAACAUUGUUCAAUCCAGCGCCUACCAUUGCUGACCUGGAUCCCGAAUUCUACACCCUCUUGGAUGUGUUCUGCUGCAAUGAAAGUGAGGCUGAGAUUCUGACCGGCCUUGAGGUCGGCAGCCCCACAGAUGCUGGGAAGGCUGCAUUGGUGCUCCUGGAAAGGGGCUGCCAGGUCGUAAUCAUCACCUUAGGUGCUGAAGGAUGUGUGAUGCUGUCACAGACAGAAUCUCUCCCAAAGCACAUUCCCACGGAGAAAGUCAAGGCUGUGGAUACUACGGGUGCUGGUGACAGUUUUGUGGGAGCUUUGGCCUUCUACCUGGCUUACUACUCAAAUCUGUCCUUGGAAGAAAUGCUCAAGAGAUCUAAUUUCAUCGCACCGGUCAGUGUCCAGGUCACAGGAACACAGUCAUCUUAUCCAUACAAAAAAGACCUACCCCUUGAUCUAUUUUGAUUGCUAUUAACUCCAAAGUAAAUAUACCUGGAAAUAAAAUGUACUUAGGGAUGGUCACUGUUAAUUAGCAGCUUACUAUAAAAUGUCACCUCCUUUCUUUGCAAAUAUUAUGUUCAUUUACCAAGUCA